This is a messenger RNA of Aedes aegypti (yellow fever mosquito), 2683 nucleotides long. Its product is annotated as palmitoyltransferase ZDHHC15. NCBI's taxonomy places the organism in Eukaryota, Metazoa, Arthropoda, Insecta, Diptera, Culicidae. The coding region runs from base 526 to 1722 and encodes 398 amino acids. The record is from RefSeq and is a predicted model, not a curated record. Gene Ontology annotation, biological process: peptidyl-L-cysteine S-palmitoylation; synaptic vesicle maturation; protein targeting to membrane. The transcript has 6 exons. Gene Ontology annotation, cellular component: endoplasmic reticulum; Golgi apparatus. Gene Ontology annotation, molecular function: protein-cysteine S-palmitoyltransferase activity.
UUUGACGUUUUGCGUUCAGUUUUCCAUCAUCGUCGUCGUCCAUCAGUCGCUCGGUCGAGUCGAAAAAGAGAAAAAGUGCGGAUUUCGCGAGCAAAAAUCGGUCACCACAGUAAAUAGUAGUUGAUAGCAGCAGAAACUAAACUGUAGUGCAGAAACGCUGUUGUGUAGUCUAGCUAAAUUCAUUGCAUUCCGUGUGCCUGCUUGGUGGUGAUUUGAUUUUUCCUUUCCUCGGAAUCGCGAAUUUCGGGGGUGUGUGUAAUUAUUAUUGAAGUGAAUUUGCUUUGGGGGAAGUGAAAAGUAUAGUUAGUUCUGCUCCCAUCGCGAAACGCCCUUGAAACGGUGUCGUGACCGUGUGGAGGAAGCCUUACAAGGAACACCUGGACGGCAAAUGGUCCCAAGUGUCCUGAGCGCUUCUAGUGUCCUUCGACGGCAGUCUUCGUGAAGGACGACGACGGAACGAAACGAAAGUUGAUCCCAGAUAGUUCCGGAUUCGGUGGAAGUGAGUGACCAGGGGAAGGGAACACAAUGUCCAUAACGGGAAACUACGACCACUACCAUCGGAGUGGAAGCACUGGCAGCGGCGGCCCGGAUCGGCCGGAAAGAUGCGUUUGCUGCGUCCGGACGAUGAAGUGGUUCCCGGUGCUGUUCAUCGUGUCCGUCAUCGGGUGGUCCUACUAUGCCUUCGUGGUGCAGCUUUCGUUUUUCACCGUGACCAGCGUCGUGCAGAGGAUACUGUUUCUGCUGUUCUAUCAUCUGAUAUUGGUGAUGUUCCUGUGGUCCUACUACCAGACCGUGUUCACCGACAUUGGCCGAGUGCCGUCCCGGUUUCGCGUGCCGCGGUCCGAACUGGACCGAUUGUUGCGAGCCACCAGCGAGGAAGAACAGAAGCAAAUCCUCGAAGCGUUCGCCAAGGAGCUACCGAUCGUGACCCGCACCCUCAACGCAUCGGUUCGUUUCUGUGAAAAGUGUCGCCUGAUCAAACCGGACCGGGCGCACCACUGUAGCGUUUGCGGCGUGUGCGUACUCAAGCUGGACCAUCACUGCCCGUGGGUGAACAACUGCAUCAACUUCACCAACUACAAGUACUUCAUCCUGUUCCUCGGGUACGCCCUGCUCUACUGUCUGUACAUUGCCUUCACGACGGUCAUGUACAUGGAGAUGAUCUGGAGUGUGAGUGGAAGAGAAGGCAAGGUGGACGGCCGCUUCCAUAUUUUGUUCUUGUUCUUCGUUUCGCUGAUGUUUGCCAUCAGCUUAGUAAGCCUGUUCGGGUAUCACUGUUAUCUGGUGUUGCUCAAUAGGACCACCCUAGAAUCAUUCCGAACGCCGAUAUUCCGGUACGGUGGGCCGGACAAGAACGGUUUCAGCCUGGGGAAGCUUAACAAUUUCCAGGAGGUGUUCGGGGACGAUCGGAAGCUUUGGUUCGUGCCGGUGUAUACGAGCCUCGGGGAUGGCAUGGUGUAUCCGGUGCACGCGUCCCACCUAACGGCCCCGGUCAUAGCUCCGGCUUCUCCGGGGGGCUUGACUCCGGCCGUGUCGUCGGAAUUCAGUGCCUCCACGCGCAUCACGAUGAUGACGAACAAGGACGAGGAUAACCUGAUGGGAGAAAAUGGCGGCCUGGGCAGAGAGGAUCAACAUGAGUACAAACCUAACGGAAACCAUCUGCUGUAUCAGCAGCCGCAGCUUAACGGACCGUACAGAACCCGUCCCGAGGACAUUGUGUGAACGAUUGGCCGCAGUAGGCGUUUGAGUGUUCGAGUGAAUGAGUAGGCUGUGAACGACGACCGGUGGCUAUGCCAGAGAGCUCUAUAAAUGUUAGAUAAAUGCUUUAAAACGACGUAAAAUGCAAUCAUGAUUUCUUCGUCUAAUAUUCUACCUAGUUGUUAAAUCUAACUGUUUAUUCUAUUAUUUAGAAAGUUUAACAACUCUUAACGAACGUACAAUUGUUACCAGAUCAAUCAUUUAAAUAAACGAGUAGCAUUGGUUGGGAAUAUGGUAAUCGGUGUCUGCUCCGUGAUACUUUGAGUGCGCACAAUUACUUUAAAGCUUUACAACUGUGUAGAAUGGAAUUACUUAAUGUUGAAGGUGAUUCGCUUUGAUCAGAAAACUUAUCACCAUCGAAUGUUGCUAAUUCAGUAUUCAUAGAUUGUUAGUUAUGUUCUUUCGAAUUAUCUGUUUUGGCGAAUUUGACGAAUAAAUUUAGAACACAAUGCUCGAAAUAUGUAUCACCAAUCGCGACUUAAUUUUCCAAAUAAAUGCUUUCAGUGUAUUUAUCGUAACGUAAGGUAAUCCAAUCUGUUCGAUUUACAAACAGGAGGUUUCGUAGGGUUAGUCUUGUCCAUGGAAUCCUAAUAACUACUGCGGGGAAGGGGACUCCGGCGUUACAUACGGGGACUAUUCGAAUUGAAUGACGAUAUAGAACCGCGAUACCAGAUCAAGUUCCAAAAACUGUUGCCUAUACACAGAGUACACUCGCGUACUAUUUACUACCUACUAUCGUCGUUGUACAGUUAAAGCCGAAGAGAUGUGUAGUUAGUGCAUGUUGAUUUUUUGUGACAUUAAUUGUUAAAUUAUGCGUGGAGUGAUUUUUUUUUAAACAAAAAUGGAAUUUAAAUGAAGUGAAAAUGUUUGUCUUAAUCGCAGUUAAGAAAUUUGAAGUAAUAAAACCUAUUUAAGAUGAUAUGAA